This is a messenger RNA of Spinacia oleracea (spinach), 1569 nucleotides long. RefSeq names its product probable nucleoredoxin 1. Lineage: Eukaryota; Viridiplantae; Streptophyta; Magnoliopsida; Caryophyllales; Amaranthaceae. Bases 1 to 1569 code for a protein of 522 amino acids. The transcript is spliced from 2 exons. The record is from RefSeq and is a predicted model, not a curated record.
AUGUAUUCCCGGAGAGACCUAUCUUUGAAAAGCAAUCCUGUAAUUGAUAAAUUGGGAGCUGUUAUACCUACAUAUCCUGAUCUGGUUGUUUCUGAAUCAAAAGCAGGUUUGCAAUCUAUGAUUGAGAUUGGCAAGAAGUGUAAUUUUGUAUCCUUGUUGUCUGGUGAUGGUCGGAUGAAUUACCUUGAACGAAUUUCUGGGAGGCGAGUUGAAGUUAAGGAGAAGAUGUUUAGUAACAAGUACAUUCCGGUUUGUUGUUUACAUGUGCCUAUCUUCGGUGAAGAUUUUGAUGCUCUGUAUCUCCAGUCUCUGAUAACUACAUGUUCUGAAUUGUAUUCUAAAGACAUUCUUGAGAUGGUAGUGGUAGCAAAGAUGAAUCCUUUGGCCAAUUAUGAGGGGAUUUUCGAUCAUUUCUUGUCUGGGUUUCCUUCAUGGUGUCUUGCGGUACCAUUUGAGGACUCACAACACCGUGACUUUAUAUGCAGGUACCUUGACUUUCGUAAUUGUAGUAUUAAAUGUCUCCUUUUGAAUGCCGAGGGAACUGUUUUUCUCCAUGAACAUCCUAGCGUUGUACGGCAAUAUGGAGCUGAGGCCUUUCCCUUUACUCAAGAUUGUCUACCCGAACUUGAUGAACCUGACAUCCCAUUCUGGAAAACUUCCUCUACAUCCACGCUUGGGGGACUUUUGCAGUGCGAAUCCUCUUUUGUUCUUGGUAAAACUAAUCCAAAUCCAUCAUCAGGUGAAAGUGAGACGACUUGUAUCUCACAACUCCAAGGGAAGGUUGUUGGGUUAUACUUGUGUUGGGAAGGAAAUUUCAUUGGCAAGCUGCAUGACGUCUAUAAACACUGCAAAGAGAAGUCACUGGAGUUUGAAAUUGUGCUGGUUUACAUACCCUUUGGUGACUGUCUUGACCCUGAGUUAUUUAUAGCCAAAAUGAAUAGUUUGUUGCUGGGUUGUAACGCAUCUUGGUGGUGUUUUCCGUUCAACAACUCUGUAAGUCACAGAUUCAGGCGACUUGCCUUUGACUGCGGGGAGGAUAGGCUCAUCAUUAUGGGACCCAAUGAUCAAUAUGUAGACCCUUUUGGAAGAGAGGUGAUGGAGAUAUACAGAUGUGAUUCUUAUCCGUUCACUAGAGAGGUCCUUGUCGAAAGGGAAAUAAACAAGUUAAAGAAAGUUAACUUGGAGUCAUUGUUUCUUCAGUGUAAGGAUAGUUUUCUGGUGGAAAAACUCCGAGAAAGUCGUGGAACCUCAACUUCCUUUGAGGUGGUCUUUGUUCGCAUGAAAGACUAUGAUGAGGAUACUGCUUCAACCUUAUCUCCAUUAAUGCCUUGGUUGGUAUGCCCAUUUGAUGUUGUUCACUCAACUUUUGUUGAGAAGGAACUAUUCGGUGAGAGAGGAGUAUCUGAUACUAGUACCCUUGUCAGUUUUGAUAAAAAUGGCCGGCUUUGUUUACUUUUCGCUCAAGAAUGUCUAAAGACUGCAUUUCCAUUUGCUGAUAAUCUGCGCAAGGAUGUCAUUCUUCACCUCCAAAGUCUAUCUUACCAUGACUUCAUGGAUUAUUUUGAAUAA